Dictyostelium purpureum is the source of this 3630-nucleotide messenger RNA. RefSeq lists its product as uncharacterized. NCBI's taxonomy places the organism in Eukaryota, Evosea, Eumycetozoa, Dictyosteliales, Dictyosteliaceae. The coding region runs from base 1 to 3630 and encodes 1209 amino acids. The transcript has 3 exons. The record is from RefSeq and is a predicted model, not a curated record.
AUGGAAUCACCAUUCGUUUUUAAAUCUUUUAUUGAUGUUUUUAAACAAUCGAUUAAAAAUGACAGUGAUCACAUUGCAUUAGAGUAUGUUAAUAUAGAAAAUAGUAACAGUAAUGGUAAUAAUUUAUCAUUUAAUAGUUUAGAUAUUUUAUCAAACUAUUUAUCAAUUUAUUUGAAAAACUAUAUUUUAAAAACUGACUAUAAUAAUAAUAGUAAUAACAAUAACAAUCUUCCACCUAUAAUUUCUGUAUAUAAAAAUCAUUCAUUCCAAUUAAUCAUAUCAAUUUUAUCAAUUUUUAAAUUAAAUUUAAUUUAUUUACCACUAGACACAUCAUAUCCGAUUGAUAGACUAUCAUUUAUGUUAAAUGAUUCAAAUUGUAAUAUUAUUAUAACAACACACCAAUAUCAUAAAAAUAAUCAAUUUAAAAAUAAAACAAUAGUUUGUUUAGAUUGUUUGUUUUCAGAUAUAUUAAAAAAUCAAAAAGAUGAUGAGAGAGAUAAAAAAAACUGGACUAAAGAGCAAGAUGAAAUAUUAUUAGAUGUUGUCAAUAAAAACAAUAGAUCCAACUGGAAAAGAAUUGCAAGUCUUACCUCUUGUGAUAGAAGAGAUAUCGAAUGCCACCAUAGAUUUUAUAAAGUUCUAUUACCAACAAUUUUAAAAGAGAAAUGGAGCAACGAUGAAGUAUUACUUUUAAAAGAACAAUAUUCAAUUCAUGGGAAACAAUGGAACGAAAUAGCAAAAUCCUUCUCCUCAAAAUCAAAUUUAGAUAUUAAAGAUUAUUGCGAACAUGUAUUAAAAGUUAAAAAGAAUGAUAAAGACAGGGCCAAUAAAAAUAAAAAAGAAGAGGAUAAAGGAAAAGAAGAAGAGGAAGAGGAAGAGGAAGAAAUGGAUAUUGAUUAUGAUGAGCUUUCAAAUAUUAUUAUUAAACUAAAAGACUAUCAAGAAAAUUUAAGUGAAAUUGAAAAUAUAAAAAGUGGUAUUGAAGAUCCAGCAUAUUUAAUCUAUACAUCAGGUAGUACAGGUAAUCCAAAAGGUGUACUAGUCGCCCAUAGAGGCAUCGUCAAUUUUCUGCAACAUCAAAUCAAAGUAUUUCAAUUUAAAAGAAAUCAUACCAGGUUGCUUCAAUCACUUCCAAUUUGUUUCGAUGCAAGUUUAUCUGAAAUUGGCACCUCACUUUUAGGUCAUUGCACACUUUUAAUACCAAAAACCCAACAAGAUGCACAAAUAAUUAGAGGCUCUAGUCAAUCGUUUUUAAGCCAUAUUGCCUUGAACAACAUUAAUGCUGCAAUGAUUUCACCAUCAUUUUUAUCAUUACUUUCAACUGAACCAUUUGACUCUGCCAUCAAUAGAUCCCCAUUAGAGACUAUUGUAAUUGGUGGUGAAACAUGUCCAGUAAAAGUACUCAAGAAAUGGAGAACCAGAUUAAAUAUUGUUAAUGUCUAUGGUCCAACUGAAGCUACAGUUUGCACAACUACACUACCCAUCUAUUUAAAGAAAGAACCCAAUGAUACUGAUGACUAUGUAUCACUUGGCGAAGUUGUACCAAAUAUGUCUAUAUACCUGUUAGACGAAAAUACAAGAGAACCAAUUCAGAAUAUUGGUGGUGAAGGAGAAAUAUACAUUGGGGGUGUAGGUGUAGCACUAGAAUACUUUAACAAUGAAAACCAAACUGAAAAAUCUUUCAUCACAGACCCAUUUACGAGCAAUACGUCCAAAAUGUUUAAAACUGGUGACUGGGGCCGUUUAGUUUGUAUUGACCCAACAAAAAAACAAACAAUAGAAUUUCGUGGUAGAAUGGAUAAUCAAAUUAAACUAAAUGGUUCCAGAAUUGAAUUGGAUGAAAUUUCAAGAACAUUAGAAAACCAUCAACUAAUUCAUCAAGCUGUUGUUGAUGUAAAAGCAAUUAAUGAUAAUAAAAUUUUAGUUGCAUAUCUAAUAUUAAAAGAAAAACCAGUAUCAUGCAAAAUUAAGCUCCAAAAUGAAGAAUCUGCUGCCAAUCAACUCGAUAUCCUAAAAUCAUUCUACAACUCACCGAAAUUACUAUCUGAACAAUUUAAAGAAUACCUUUUAAAGACGCUACCCGUCUAUAUGAUACCGCACCAGUUUAUUAUUAUGGAUUCAUUUCCCCAAAAUAAAAAUGAAAAAAUUGAUAGAUCAAAACUACCAGCUCCAUUUUUAAACGACUAUGAUAGUGGAACCAAUCAAAGCAACAAUACAAAACACAUACCAACAAAUGAAGAAUCAAUUAAAAUGGCACUAUUACAAGUUGUGCGUCAGGUUUUAGUAAAUUAUAAUAUUGAAUCAUCUGAUGAUUUAAUUUCGAACCAUUCAAUGACUUCAAUUCUUUGCACACAAAUUAUCGAAAAAUGUAGAAAUAGUCAUGGUAUAAUUUUAACAGUAUUUCAUAUUUAUAUAUUAAGAACGAUUGAUAAAAUUACAAGCAAUUUAAUUAACUCUAGCAAAAAUACCGACAAAAAUCAUCAAGAUAUUAAUGAUAAAUCAGUUCAGCAACUUAAAAUAUUUUUAAAUAACUUUAAUUCAAAUAAGAUUAAUACAAAUAACAAUAGUAAUAAUAGUAUAAAUAUAAAUAAUGGUAACAAUAUAUUAAUUCUGGGGUCAACUGGUUUUUUAGGUUCAAAUAUUUUAAAAUCAAUUUUAAACAACACCAAAUUUAAUGAAAUGAAUAUUUAUUUAUUGGUUAGAAGCAUUGAAAAGGGAAAUAGGCUAAUUGAAGAGAUUGCAACAUCCAAAGAUAAACUUAGAAUUCAUCUUAUUAAGGGAGAUAUCGGUGAAAAUCAAUUUGGUUGCUCUUUAGACGACUGGAAAUUACUCUGUAGCUGCGGCUUUUCAACUAUUAUUCAUUCUGCUGCAAACGUUAACAUGAACUUACCAUUUGACGAAAUGAUCAAAGAUAAUAUCAAAUCCACAUUUAAUGUAAUAGAAUUUAUAAAUCAAAUCGAUCAAAAUAAUUUAAAAGAUAUUCACUAUAUAUCAACACUUUCAACAAUAUUAUCAAACUCUAAAUAUUGGUCCGCAUCAAAUAAUUCAAACCCUUCACACGCUUUAAAUCAAACUCUUAAUAUUGAUGAAGAUAAUGAAAUUAUUUAUGGUGGUUAUGCCCAAAGCAAAUGGUUAUCAGAAUUUAUAAUUUCAAACUCAAACAUUAAAGAUAAAUUAUUUAUUCAUAGACCUGCAAUGAUAUGCCCCAAUUUAAACUCAACCAAUCCAAAUGAAAAUAGCUAUUCAAACUAUUUAAAUAAACUUUUUUCAACAUGCAGAGAAUUGAAAUCAUACCCAAUUGGCAUUCCAAAAGAAAUUGAAACCGAUAUUACUCCAAUAGAUACAUUUGUUUCAAACUUUAUAAUCAAUAUUUUAGGUUGUAAAAAUAAUAAUAAUAGAUACUACUCUUACUACACAUAUUCGAUAUCAUUAAAUCUAUUAUUUAAAAGCCAACUGGAUCAAAACUAUGAAGGUGUACCAAUUAACAAUUGGAUAAAAAAAAUUAAAGAAACUAGCCCAUUUUAUCCUUUUGUCUCAUUUUUAAGCGAAUUUAAAAUGUUCGAAAGAAUUUUAUUUCCAGGGUCAAAAUUACCAAAAACUGAUGCCAAUAUAAUUAACUUCAACAUUUAA